AUGGAAUACAAUUUUAUUAGUAAGGCUACACUUGAUGAUAUAAUUAAUAAAUAUAUAAGUUCUCUACCAGAUUGUCGUCAAGAAAAAGCCUUAGUUAAUAUGAAUCUUUUUGAACGAAUAAAAAAAAUAUUACUUAACCCUUUUGACAAAGAAAUUGACACAAAAACUACACGUAAAUGGGCUAAAAAACGCUUUAUUCUUGAAGAAAUUACUUCAGAAGACUAUAGAAUUAUUGUUAAAAAAGAUAAUAAACCUGUUUUAAAAGUUAAAAAUAUGUAUAAAGUACUAUGCAGAACGCAUGCUGAAAUUGAUAAUCAUGUAGGUCAAAAGCAACUAUGGGGUUUAAUUGAUGAAUUAUUUAUCCAAGGUAUUUAUGAUAAAGAAAAUAUUCCUGAAGCGAUCAAAAUUGUAGAUUUUGAAAAUUCUGAUGAAAAUUUAGAUGAUGAUUUUGAUUUUAACGAAAAUUUACUUA
Molecule: messenger RNA, 472 nt
Organism: Funneliformis caledonium
Lineage: Eukaryota; Fungi; Glomeromycota; Glomeromycetes; Glomerales; Glomeraceae
Source: the annotation of a GenBank genome assembly